This is a messenger RNA of Annulohypoxylon truncatum, 1107 nucleotides long. RefSeq lists its product as uncharacterized. The transcript has 2 exons. The coding region runs from base 1 to 1107 and encodes 368 amino acids. The record is from RefSeq and is a predicted model, not a curated record. NCBI's taxonomy places the organism in Eukaryota, Fungi, Ascomycota, Sordariomycetes, Xylariales, Hypoxylaceae.
AUGCUGCUACCCAUUCUUACUAUAGCUCUCUUAGCAUCGCUAGUCUCCGUAAGAGGUUCUUCUGUGCAAAUGAACCUUCAGAUGAACGCUGGAUGCGGCUUUCAUCUCACGACAACUGGAGGAUACAAUGGAUCGGUGGGACAGUUGGGCAAUGGCCAAGUAAGAGCCGGGAGCGACUUGUCGCCGUCGUUGUUCACCUGGUUUGGGGAUGCUUUCGCUGACCAGCAGGGGAGAGGUUGCUGGUGGACUCCACCCACCUCUGUCCUCCAAUGCGACUGGAAUGAGCAGCCGGCCCACGGUUUCGCAAUCGGGUGCUACGGCGGCGUAUCGUACAGAGACCAAUCCGAGUUCUACGAAUGUCACACCGGCGACGGCGACGAGGUCAACUUAUAUCUGCAGCCGAGGGGAGUUAACUGCUUGACGGUUAUGAUACAUGCUGACAGCUGUCGACCUCCGUGCGCCGGUGAAAACUCUUCAUCGCCGCCUUUUCCAACACCAACGCCAUUCGGAACUCCAACCGGGAAUGGGCCCUCAGAGACAACGUCCCCCACGACAUCUCCCCCCUCACCGACAAGUACUCACCCACCAGGCGAAUGCGACGUAGUCGUCGCCCAAGGCCCCGACGAAAUCAUCCUAAUCGACAGGGGCAACCCCGACACAGCGUACGGCCCGAACCCAGACAUGAUCGUGCAGCUCUCGCCCAACGCAUCAUCGAUCUUCGUCUUCCGCUUCUCGUCCUCGGACGCGGGCAAGGAAUGCGCCAUCGUAUUCGACCUGCCCGCCUCUUCCUCCUCCCCGCAGCAACAACCGCUCCCCUACCGACUUACGGGAUCCGGACCAGUCAGCUUCGCGGUGCUGGACGGGCCGACGACGGAGUCGGGGAAUACGACGUGGAACGAAGCGCCGGGCGUCGCGAUGCCGUUGCAGUCUGUGGCGCUUAGACCGGGGAUUAGCGUUGAGCCCAUGAACUUCCCGUGUCCUGGGGCUGAUGCGGAGGUUGCGGUGCUGAUGACGGAUGGUCCGGGCUCGGACGCGUGUUUGGAGUAUGAGCAGUCGGAGCCGGGCCCGGAGGGGGGGAUGGUUGGGCUUUAUCUUGUUAAGUGCUAG